GCCACAGACAGAACCGCUAAAGCUGGGCGGAGAAAAAAGCUCGCGAGCACACUUCCACUCUGUUUCUACCACUUCGAACCACUCCGACGAGAUAGAGUUGCAUAUGUUAGUGCAAUAUGAGUAGAAGAUGUGCCAAAACCUCAACGGAAUUAACCAUAAAGCAUCAUUAGGCCUACAGCGUGUUAUGUUAUUUUAGCCUAAUUUGCCGUUUCCAUCUCUAUGCGCUGUUAAAUCCGGUUUAAUAGGGAUUGCUGCAGUUUAUUUGUUUGCAGUUGUGAGAUAAAAGCUCGACUUCUUCUGCCUUUUCUGAUAGGGGUUUCAUUUCUGUUUUUCUGUAGUUGUCAAAGCGGAAUGAAUGACAAAGACAAAGGCGGAUGUUAAUUCGCCAACUCACUUUGUCUCGCCGAAGGAAAGGAGACACAGGCACAAAAUGGAAAGCGGAACGGAGAGCGCCGACAGCGGGCAAGCGAAGCCUCAACAACAGCACCAGUUCGAGCAACAGCACGUAGUGCAGCCCAUUCAAGUCAACGCAAAGAAAAAAAAUAAUCGGGCUCCAUCACCCGCCAGACCCAAGGAUGUGCCUGGAUGGUCCCUCACCAAGAUCCGUGGAGGAAUCGGUACACCAACACUGAGCGUUAAACCAGGAUCCAUACAUUUAGGCAGCCGGGUGUCCAGGCGUAGUCCGGUUAGCGGGAAAGAGACGAAAUCUGAGAAAGGAAAACUGACGGGAAAAUCCACGGUAUCGGUAGCCAGUGCCCAGAAGAGCAGCAGUAAAUCGAUGAAAGGUGGUCGGAGGAAGGUGUCCGAUGCGAGCAACGCCUCCGAUGACCAGAGCAAAGACUCCGGUUGCGCUGCGGGCAAACGUUCGUCAACGGAUAGCAGUUCCGAGCUCUCCGAUUGUGCCUCGGAGGAGAAUAAACUAUCCACGGACGCUCUGAGUAGUGACACCGAAUCCAACAGCCGAGGCGGGGGUCUCGAUGGCGAUAAACCAAGCAGUGACUGCGGACAUGGGCCACCGGAUAGGGGUAGUCGUGGUGACCAUCACGCCAAGACCCCAGUGGAUAAGGACCGAAUCUCCCUGGGAGUGGAGACCGUAGGGGGGAGCAUUUCUCCCGGGGAUGAACGGUCUCUCACCUCGUUCGACAGCCGGGUGCCUGCCAGCACAUCCCUAGCUUUCUCCGACCUGACGGAAGAGUUCAUGGAUGGCAUGCAUGAAGAAUUUGUCAGAGAAAUCGAGGAACUGAGAUCAGAGAACGAUUACCUAAAAGAUGAGAUGGAGGAGCUGCGCUCUGAGAUGUUGGAGAUGAGGGACAUGUACAUGGAGGAGGAUGUGUACCAGCUGCAGGAGCUGAGGCAACAGUUUGAGCAGGCCAACAAGACCUGCCGCAUCCUGCAGUACCGCCUCCGCAAGGCCGAGAGACGCAGCCUCCGCGUGGCCCAGACGGGACAGGUUGACGGGGAGCUCAUCCGGACCCUGGAGCAGGACGUCAAGGUGGCUAAAGACGUGUCCAUCCGGCUGCACAACGAGUUGGACUCUGUGGAGAAGAAGAGGGGUCGUCUGGAGCAGGAGAACGAGGAGCUGAGGGUCAGGCUCCAGGAUCUAGAGGUGGCCAAGCAGGUCCUGCAGGCUGAGAUGGAGAAGCAACGAGAAAACUCUCUGAAGAAGAGAGGCGCUCGGCCAAACAACAAGCCAGAGAAGAAGCCAUCUGUCCAGCAGGAGGACAACUCUGACCUCAAGUGCCAGCUUCAUUUUGCCAAGGAGGAGUCCGUUCUCAUGUGCAAGAAGCUGACCAAGAUGGCCAAGGACAGCGAGGCCAUGCGGGAGGAACUGGCCAAGUACCGCUCGGUCUACGGCGAUGUGGACGCCUCACUCACCGUGGAGGAGGUCAACGACUCACCCCACACCCGAGAGGCCGAGGUUAGAGUUCACCUGAAGCUGGUGGAGGAGGAAGCCAACCUGCUGAGCCGGCGCAUCGUGGAACUAGAGGUGGAGAACCGUGGCCUACGGGCCGAGAUGGACGACAUGAAGGGCCAGGAGCUGCCUCCAGGGCUGGGGCUGGGAGGCAUGGGAGGCUCUGGAGGAGGAGGUCUGGAUAACGUGAUGGAGCUCCAGAGGCACCUGCAGUUUGUGGAGGAGGAAGCGGAGCUGCUGCGGCGCUCGCUGCUGGAGAUGGAGGAGCAGAACAAGCUGCUGAUGAACGAGAUCAACCGCUACAAGUCGGAGCUGCCGCUGACGUUGGACCCAAACCAGGACGACUCCUCGUCCAUCUCUCUCCUGGAGGACGGUCAUGGUGGGGGGGCUCUCAUCAGCACCGAGGCCCCCCAGGAGGAGCUGCUGCAGGCCGCCAGGCUCCAGAUCGGGGAGCUGAGCGGCAAAGUGAAGAAGCUCCAGUACGAGAACCGUGUGUUGCUGUCCAACCUGCAGCGCUGCGACCUGGCCUCCUACCACAGCUCUUCUAGGCCCACCCUGGAGACCGACGCUGAGGCAGGGGACUCGGCCGAGUGCCUCCCCAGCCAAGCGUGCCGGGAAGGCCCCAUCGGAGGGGAGAACAAGCCCCUGGAGGAGAAGGAGAAGAAGACGUCCACGGGGGUUCCCAUUCACCUGCACGGUAACGUCCCCCUGGGGCUGAAUGACCAUGAGGCCCUGCUGGCCAUGAGGGACCAGGCCCGCCUCAUCUCUACAGCCAUCCAGCUGCUGACCGCUUCCGAUUCCAACUGCCCCUCCUUCUCCCUCUACCGCAAGAUCUCCUCCAACUCCUCCGGGGAGACUGCAGAGCCCUGUGUCCCAGAGAAGAGCCAGCAGUCCCAACCCUCGGAGCUGCAGGACCUGCCCCUGGUGGAGGCUUUGACGGGCAGGCUGCGAGCACUGCACACCCAGCUCCAGGCCUUCGUGAAGCGAGUGGAGAGCCUUGGCAGCGCCCCUCCUGGGAGUGAGCAGGUGGAGGUGGCAUCCCCCCUGCCUCUACUGUCCGAAGCUGGAGACUCCGUGGUGGAUACGCCCUCUGCCUCACACCCCUGCCCUCCAGACGACCAGGCGGGUGAGAUCACUGCAGGGCAGAAGCAGCCCAACUUUAGGGACCAAUCAGAGCGCGAAGUGAAAGGUCAGGAGGAGGAGGAGGGUGACAGCCACAUUGACAACAACAAGAACCAGGUUAAACAGGAGACGGACACAGCCCGGCAGAUCAGUGAGCUGCAGGCCCUUCUGUUGGAGGCGAGGGACACUGCUUGCAGGACGCAGGAGGAACGGACUGUGGAGAGGCAGGAGGAACGGACUGUGGAGAGGCAGGAGGAACGGACUGUGGAGAGGCAGGAGGAACGGACUGUGGAGAGGCAGGAGGAACGGACUGUGGAGAGGCAGGAGGAACGGACUGUGGAGAGGCAGGAGGAACGGACUGUGGAGAGGCAGGAGGAACGGACUGUGGAGAGGCAGGAGGAACGGACUGUGGAGAGACGGGAUCACAGAGGCCCCACCCACAGCAGCUCACAGACAUUCACACAGCUGCAGGAGGAGCACCAGAAGGCCCUGACGAGAAGGGACUUCCAGCUGCAGGAGGAGCACCAGAAGGCCCUGACGAGAAGGGACUUCCAGCUGCAGGAGGAGCACCAGAAGGCCCUGACGAGAAGGGACUUCCAGCUGCAGGAGGAGCACCAGAAGGCCCUGACGAGAAGGGACUUCCAGCUACAGAGUCUGAGUCUGCAGACGCGGCUGCAGCAGAAGUUCUGGAGCCAAGAGAGGACCCUGAUGUUGCAGGAGUCCCAGCAGCUCAAGCAGACCCUGCUGCUGCUCAGCCUCAAGCUGCGUUGCUUCCUCAAACAGUGGCGUCUGGGACGCAAGCUGGACACGGAGGCCAAGGAUGUCCUGGAGGUGAACAGCCUGAAGGAGCUGUACCUGCUGUUGGAGGAGGAGAGUCUGGCCGCCCACCCCCAACAGGGAGACAACAAGAUUACCUCCGCAGAGGAGCAGCACCUCUGCCCCACCAUCUCCAAGGAGCUCUGUGUGCUGGAGAAGAGCUACACACAGACGAGCGGCGUGAGCAGCACACUGGCGGACCUGAAGGGAGCGCUCCAGGAUCUGAGCGGAGAGCUGCGAGAGGAGCGCCAGGGCUCUCAGGAACUGACCCAGCAGUUUGCCCGCGCUAAGGCCUCCUGGGAGGUGGAGAGGACAGAGCUCAAGAGCCUCAUUACCCAGCUGGAGAGCAAGGCGGGCUUGGCUGCCCUGGCCGGGGGGGAGAAGGACCUCCAAGGACCUCCCGAUCUGAAGGUGGCACUGAAGAGGGAGCGUGAGGAGCACCAGCACCUCCUGGCCGACUCAUAUGCCGCCGUCAUGGACCUGACCAAGCAGCUGCAGAUGGGCGAGAGGAACUGGAACCGCGAGAAGCUGGAGCUCCUAGAGCAUUUCAGUCAGGAGAGGGGCCAGUGGGAGCAGAGGCUACAGUGCAAGAUGUCUCUGCACUACAAAACCACCCCUGAAACAAAAACUGCACUGGACGUUGUUACAAAUGGAACCAAUUUAUCAAGGACCAAGUCCAUCCCGUCCAUGUUGGAGGGUCUGCUGGAGGCCUGUCCUUUCCUUCCGGGUCAGGAGGUCAAUGGUACAGCCAAUGAGGAGGGAGAGAAGGACCAGCCCAGUAACCAGGCCCCUCCCCUUCUAACCCACACAGACCCGGGUGACCUCACCAGGAAGAACUGGAAGUACCUGACCAAUGAGAUGGCUCUGAUGGAGCAGGGUGAUGCCCCCUUCAAGACGUGGGACUGUCCCAGCUCCCCCAGCAGUUUCCUGGACCUGGAGAGCAUCCAGAGGAGCUACACGGCCCCCGACAAGACCGGCAUCCGCAUCUACUACAGCCCCCCUACCAUGCGCCGUAUGGAGAGCCAGCUAGCCAAGGAGAAGCAGGACAAACCUCAAGCCCAGCAAGGCCACCUGUCUCAGGCUUCAACUCCCUCAGACGCUGUGGCCCUGGAGGGCCAACCUCCCUCCUCUGCCUCCUCCUCUUCGUCCUAUGACCAGUGGUUGAGCUCUCUGUCCAAGCAGCACAGGGACCUUCUGGAGAACAGCAGCGGUGGCGCGGGGGUGGCGCCCUUCCAUGGCCUGGAGAUCUCUGCCAACCUCUCGGACGACAUGAAGGAGAUGACCAACUGCGUGCGCCAGGCCAUCCGCUCCAGCUCUCUGGAGAGGAAUAGCAGCAAGGAUGCGAGCAGCCAGACGGUGGGGGUGUCUAGCCGCUCCACCCAGACGGUCCAGUUUGUGAGCGUGGGGCUGCAGACGGACGGGCUCGGGUCUCGGGGGGUGGGGGGCUUCCACACCAAAUCCUCCUGGUCCUCCCGGCCCUCGUCGUCGCUGGCCUCGGCCCGCUCGCGCCACAUCUCCUCAUCACUGGAUAAGGUGCACAGCCGCAUCGACAGGCCCUGCUGCUCACCCAAGUUCGGCUCCCCCAAGCUACAGCGACGCAUUUCUGCCUCCUCCUCCAAGCUGGACGGAGGAGGAUUGUCCUCGGCUUCAUCCAGAGACCGCAGCCUGUGGAACCUCCACCAGCGGUCCUCGACCUCCAGCGGCUCGGCCUGGGCCCGUUCCACCACCACCAGGGACAGCCCCGUGCUCAGCGGCCUCAACGAUGGCCUGUCCAGCCUGUUCAGCGUGGUGGAACACUCCGGCAGCGUAGAGUCCCUGUGGAAGAGUGAGCCAGGGGCCAGCCCAGCCCGCCAGGCAGCAGGGAAGCCCUCUGGCCCUGGACCAGACAUCGGAGCCCAGAAAUAUGGCCCCUUCCAGGAGUUUUUCAGGAACGUGUGCGGCCGGCCCGGAACGACCAUGCCCGGGGGGGGGGAGAGGGGGCAGAGGGAGGUGGGGGCCAUGGAUGAACCCAAGCCUGAGUGCCUCUCCGGGGUUUCGCUGGUGGGGAACGACAGCGUCACCAAGAUCGUCAACAAGAGGUUCAUGAGACAGAUGCCCAGGGAGGAGUUGGGGGCCACUGCUAACGAUCUCACUGCCAGGGACCUGACCUUGAGCUCCAGCAUGGAGGAUGCAGCGUGUGAUUGCAACUCCCAGUCUCUUACAUCCUGCUUCGCCCGGCCCUCCCGCUCAGCCACACGCCAUUCACUGGGCCACUGCAUGCACCGCUCUCAGGAGCCUCUCACGGCAACGGAGGAGAGAGUGGAGGCAGGCAAUGAGUGAUGGAUCAGUGAGAACACACACACACACACACACACACACACACACACACACACACACACAUACUGCCUCACCAACACACUGCCACAUAAGCUAUAGUACCGUCACAAAAUGUAGAUACAAACAUCUUGGCUACACCAACACACUGCUACAUACAUACUGUACAUACACACAAUCCCUCACAAACUGCCACACAGAACCACUGUCACAUGCACACACUCACACUCACACUCACACUCACACACACACACUCACACACACUCACACUCACACACGUCUGGAAUUGGAACUCAACCCAAGCAGCACAUUCUAAUGCCAAGGAUAUAGGAAGACCAGAAUCUCCUAGGAUUCCUCUUUGAGCACCAGAACCACUACCAACUACCAGCAGGACAACAACCUCACACACAACACACAUACUGGAACAGUAAUGACACACUACUUCCUAUAUACUGCAGUAUUUAGGGAAUAGGGUGCUAUUUUGCACACAAACAGUUUGUGGAAACGACCACCUAGGAAUUCAGACAGUCUUAUAUGAUGUCAGAACCCACAACACUCUACUUUACCUAUUUUUGGAAUUGCAUAGGAAAAACACACUGGGCUACUAGAUUUCUACAAAGUGGAUCUUCCCAACCGACAGGGAUAUGAGGUGGUUUGUUAGCUGCUCCCAUUCCAAAUACCAAUCCUAUUCCCAGUCCAAUUCCCUAGCCAGCACCAGUCCCUUCCCAACCCAGCAUCUGAAGAGCUCUGUCCAAGCCUCCUCCCUAACACCAAACAGAGGAUUCUACUGGGGUGGACCGCCUCUUGCCAUUAUCAACCAACAACUAUUAAAAAACAUCUCAUCAACGUAUGUUCAUUUUUUUAUGUCAACUGCCUCCCUGUUGUUUUUCUGAAAGACUUUCAUCCAAUGAAGGGGUAGGACAUUUACGUCCUUAUGUUACGUAUGAUAUGAUGAUCCUAUGUUUUCUAAAGGUUGUUUGAAUGUUUGUAAUCUGCCUGUUGUUGGCACACAUUGAUGGGAUGGUGGUUAAGACUCUGAGACCCUAUGAGUUUUGUCUCUUGUGUGUACUAUACUGUAGGAUGUAGAUGUAUAAGAGGAUCCCAGCUGUAAAGAUCCCUGCCAGGAAAAAACACAAACUUGUCCCAUUUUGAGAGACAAUGCAUUCCUUUCUUACAUUACAAUUCCAAUUACACUCUGGCUAAUCUGUUACCGUGUGUGUGUGCGUGCACUGUGUGUUUGUGAGUGUGAGUGACAGAAUGCUCAUUCUAGAAUGCCUUUGCAGCAUUCCCAUAUAGUGAAGGCAGUUGUUGUUGCACAGUGUUUCUGCUUCAUUCUCAGCCAUCGACUGUCUGUGUUCCUGACCUCUUGUCUCCUGCUUUAAAUGUAACAGGACACAAUGUCCUCUACAGAAGGUUAGCUCCUUCCUUUUCUCAUGUCACCACUGAAGUCUUGAGAUAUUGUUCAGUACCAGUCAAAGGUUUGGACACACUACUCUUUCAAGGGUUUUUCUUUAUUUUUACUAUUUUCUACAUUGUAGAGUAAUAGUGAAGACAUCAAAAGUAUUGCAAUAACACAAAUGGAAUCAUGUAGUAACCAAAAAUGUGUUAUACAAAUCAAAAUAUAUUUUAGAUUCUUCAAAGUAGCCACCCUUUGCCUUGACAGCUUUGCACACUCUUUGCAUUCUCUCAACCAGCUUAAUGAGGAAUGCUUUUCCAACAGUCUGGAAAGAGUUCCUACAUAUUCUGAGUGCUUGUUAGCUGCUUUUCCUUCAUUCUGCAGUCCAACUCAUCCAGAACCAUCUCAAUUGAGUUGAGGUGGGGUGAUUGUGGAGACCAGGUCAUCUGAUGCAGCACUCCAUCACACUCCUUCUUGGCCCUUAAACAGCCUGGAGGUGUGUUGGGUCAUUGUCCUGUUGAAAAACAAAUGAUAGUCCCAAUAAGCGCAAACCAGAUGGGAUGGCGUAUUGCUGCAGAAUGCUGUGGUAGCCAUGCUGGUUAAGUGUGCCUUGAAUUCUAAAUAAAUCACAGACAGUGUCACCAGCAAAGCACCCCCACACCAUCACGCCUCCUCCUCCAUGCUUCACGGUGGGAACCACACAUGUGGAGAUCAUAUUUUCACCUACUCAUCGUCUCACAAAGACAAGGAGGUUGGAACCAAAAAUCUCAAAGUUUGACUCGUCAGACCAAAGUACAAGUUUCCACCAGUCUAAUGUCCAAUGUUCGUGUUUCUUUGCCCAAGCAAAUCUCUUAUUUUUAUUGGUGUCCUUUAAUAGUGGUGUCUUUGCAGCAAUUCGACCAUGAAGGCCUGAUUCACGCAGUCUCCUCUGAACAGUUGAUGUUGAGAUGUGUCUGUUACAUGAACUCUGUGAAACAUUUAUUUGGGUUGCAAUCAGAGGUGCAGUUAACUCUAAUGAACUUAUCCUCUGCAGCAGAGGAAACUCUAGGUCUUCUUUUCCUGUGCCGGUCCUCAUGAGAGCCAGUUUCAUCAUAGCGCUUGAUGGUUUUUGCGACUGCACUUGAAGAAAUGUUCAAAGUUCUUGACAUUUUCCAGAUUGACUGACCUUCAUGUCUUCAUGAUGGACUGUUGUUUCUCUUUGCUUAUUUGAGCUGUUCUUGCCAUAAUAUGGACUUGGUAUUUUACCAAAUAGGUCUAUCAUCUGUAUACCACCCCUACCUUGUCACAACACAACUGAUUGGCUCAAACACAUUAAGAAGGAAAGAAAUUCUACAAAUUAACUUUUAGCAAGGCACGCCUGUUAAUUGAAAUGCAUUCCAGGUGACUACCCCAAUGAAGCUGGUUGACAGAAUGACAAAAGUGAGCAAAGCUGUCAAGGCAAAUGGUGGCUAUUUUGAAGAAUCUCAAUUUUAAAAUAAAAUUUGAUUUGUUUAACACUUUUGUGGUUAUUACAUGAUUCCAUAUGUGUUAUUUCAUAGUUUGAUGUCUUCACUGUUAUUCUUCAAUGUAAAAAAUAAAGAAAAACCCUUGAAUGAGUAGGUGUGUCCAAACCUUUGACUGGUACUGUAUGUGUGAUGUUUCUUAUGAAAAAACAACAUUGUGAAAUUGGAGGGAACAAAGGCCUCAGUUGUGAAGAGAGUUUGUUGUACCUUUAAAUGAAGUUGUCUAGUUAGAUUUGGUGUAUUCCAUCUAUUGCAGUGUCUCUCUAAGGUCUGAUAGAUGUCAAUCAGUCUGUUAAUAUGGUGACUGUUGUGGUGUUGACUUUGAAGUGCCUGUUAGACUAGGUCAGCGUGCAGCAAACCGCACUUCUGAACAACAACCCCAGACCUUUUCAACGGACACCAUUGUUCAUGUAAUCAUUUUAGACACAAGGGGGAUAUAACCUGUACUCUAUAGUAACACGCCAUCACCAACUCUGAAAAGCACAGAGAGAGAGCGAAUGUUUUACUUUCUUUUGAUACCAAGGAACUUUUUUGAGAAGUAAAUUAUUUUUAUUUGUUUUUUUAUAAAUGUUUAUAUAUAUAUGUUUGUUUUUCUCUCAGAUUGCAAUGGUGCUGGACUAAUAGUGCAGAUUCUGUUAUUUUAAAAAGUGCUUUUUACAAUGCUUUUAUGUAAGAGAAAUUACUCAGCUUUGCUAUAUUGGCACAUAGUAUUCUUUUCAAAUGGCUAUUGGUUAGGAGUCAGUCCCUGGCAGGUGCCUUAAUGAUGAGCAUUUCACUGUCGUAAAAACGGAUUUGGCCGCUACCCGAGAGCCUCACUGAUCAUGUAACAGGCACAUACACACACACCACUCUCUCUCGCUCUCUGUCUCUCUCACUCUCUCUCUUUCCCUCCCUAGAAGCUGAGUUAGCAAGGGCAGUCAGCAGGCUCUUUUGUGUGUUUCUUCUUGUUGUAAGAAGGAAAUGAUGACUCAUCUCUUUAAAUAGGGAAUUACAGUAGUAGGUCUCUCAAAGUCUUUAAAUGUACUUGUGGUUCAAACCCACAAUUUCUCACAGGCCCAGCCAUCCAACCACUGACGAGCUUGAUUCCAGUCCACACAGACAGAGUUAACUGGUCUGGUUCCUCCUGCCUUUGAUAAAAGCUGCUGCCAUACCCAUUCCGCUACCUCCCUGGCCUCCUCUGCCCUUUGACCUGGAAGAACUAAAUGCAAGGCUGUCACUUGUGUCUACCUACCUGCCCGAGGCCCACCAUGUUUGUUGUGUUGUCAGUAAGAAGGUCACUAGAGUGCCUUUCUAAAAUAAAAAUGUCUUGGUGAGCAGCAGCAGUUAGCAAAACACAAAGUGUUAUACAGUAUCCAAAACCACUUGGCCGUUCUACGUUCCUAAAACAAGUAACUGAGCACAUGAAUGGAAGUGAAGUCUUAAUUAUGUACAUUUUAAAAGGGAACUGAAAAUAUGAUGAUAUGCUUCUUCUUAAUACACUUCGGGUUUUAUGUUUACAGUAAAGGUCUUUCCUAAUGUUUUUUAAAUAGUUUCGGUCUAAUAUAACCUUUCUACCUGUCUGUCAAGUACAUAUGUUAGGCUCCUCUCCCUCAGGUAACAGUUAGCUGGUCCCACAGCAGGUAGCCAAUGACAGGAGAGAGUCUUGGUUCAGUCUAAAGCAACGGUCCAAUCAGAGAGAGAGAUACUGCUAGGCAUGAGAGGGCAAUGUCACUGUACCAUGUCAUUGUUCAUCUAUCCUUAAGAAAACUGCAUGAUGUCACCUCCUCAUCCACACUGUCCACUGUCACAUCACAAUGCCUAGCAAUAUGUAUAUGAAUUCUUAGCUUACGCUGUUAAUAAUAUUAGCUAAAUUAUUACUGAAAGAUUGCCUGUAUAUUCGCUUUAUAUAUUUCCUUUCUUUCUAAUACAUUGACUCUUGGGCAAAAAGAGAAUGCAAUGACUGAAAAUGAAACAAAAAAAUCAUUGUUUGUAUUGUUACUUGAAAAGGAUACAUCAACAUAUUAUUUGUACUCUUUCUAUCCUUGCAUAGAGAAUAAAGCUGAAUGUCUACUGUAGCUAUGAGCUGACUGUUGAAGUAUGUAGCUCUCUCCCUUUCUACAGACACUGUCUUUGUACAUAGACUCAUUUUAAAAAAGAAAGUUAAAAAAAGAUAAGAAAUGGAACGGGAUUUAGAUUUCUAGGGGGUUUUGGGGUUGUUCUUUUCCAACCAUGUACCCUGUUCAGCUGAGAUCUCAUUUCCUUCUGUUUGUCAUAUAGACCACAAAUAAAUGUUUGUUGAAAAUAAAGAA
Molecule: messenger RNA, 11349 nt
Organism: Oncorhynchus masou masou (cherry salmon)
Lineage: Eukaryota; Metazoa; Chordata; Actinopteri; Salmoniformes; Salmonidae
Product: microtubule cross-linking factor 2-like
Exons: 14
Coding region: 356-6169 (1937 amino acids)
Biological process (GO): regulation of autophagy
Source: RefSeq, a predicted model, not a curated record